AUGAUUAAUUCAAGUACAUCGUGUCGACAUCUAAUUAAUCUAAGAAAACUCAGCCGAGAGUAUGAACAAUAUUAUAUAGGGGAUAGGGAUGAAGAAAAGAGAAAAAGUGGUAGUGGAAGCAGUCACUGGGCUGGUGCUAAAUCGAUAGAAUCGUAUGAAGGGCGUUUUUUACGAAACACAAUGCAUGGCCUUGGCGAUUAUUUUUGGAGGUUUCGAGGACCUGAAAACGCGAGUAUAACCUACGAAGGACACUUUUACUGCAAUCAAAUCCAUGGUUAUGGAACCAUGUCCUAUCCAAAUGGAAAAACUUUUAAUGGUUUGUUCUUCAAUAAUGUUCGAUGGGGCCCCGGCGUUGAGUGCUACGCUAACCUGCGUGAUAAUGUAGGUCUGUGGCGAGGUCAUCAACUGGUGAGGCUAGUUUGGCAACCUUCAGCUCCUAAUAUUGUACCAGAUUUAACUUCCAUCAACAGUGGUCGAAGUAUAGUAGAGUCGCAUAGAAUUAUAUUAACUAAAAAAGUCGAGAUUGUAAGUGAAAUAAACAACGCGUUGGAACUGCUUAAACAAUGUGGUGCUGUCCCCGUAGUAGCCGUUAAUAGAUGCAGUAAAAUAUACCCAAAGUACUGCACAGAUGUCCAUAGUCCACUUUGUCAUAUUGAUUUUUUCAAUCACGAAUAUUAUGAAGGAAAAAUUUACACUCUUCAUGAAACUGAAAAUAUUUCACAGGAGAUUAACAACGAUGAGAUUGGUACUUAUUAUGCUUGGAAUAACAACAGCGUAAUAAUUGAUAUGAUGAAACAUUGCUACAAGCAUGAGAAACAAAGAAACACACCAAUAUUAGACCUUAAAUCGAUAUUAUCUGGACCCAGGACGCAAUUUAAAUCAGCUGGACCGCAUGAAUUGCAAUGCAGGACACUGCUGAUGGCUUGUUACUUGGGUUAUAUCAAUGAAGUCACUAAACUCAUUAAUGAGAACAACAUCCACCCUGAUAUAUGUGACGGUAAAGGAAAUUCUGCUUUAACGUACGCAGUAUGUGGAGAUCAGCCUGAAAUAAUUCAUUUUCUAGUGGAAGCUGGUGCAAAUAUUGACUAUUGUAACGACAGUUGCUGCACACCGCUUGCUGUUGCUUUAAUGCGAUACACUUGUGCUCAAAAUGACAUUGCUCCUAACGAGAUGCUGUACGCUAUGCUCCCACCGCCCGUAACGUCUGUUCCACCACUAAGUGAGCAUAACGUUCUUGAAUGGAAUUUAAUACGCAGUCAAUUAUCUGCGAGUACGGGUGGUACUGUUAUGAGGACUCCAAGCAAAACAGCACGGAAUAUGAGUUCGAAGAAAAUAAAGUCGUUAGUGUCGUUGAAAGAUCAGUCGUCAUCAAAAAGAAAAGCUGAAUCCUUAUUUCAAAUAGCAGAUCCAGAUCAUAAAUCAUUUUCAGAAGAACAGGAAUUAUACAAUGAUAUAACACGUGAAUAUUGUAUAAGUGUAACAGAUUAUUUUACACCUCCAAAUAUUACUACUAGUACUCCGCCCUAUUUAUUUGAUGUCGUUGAUAUGAUUAAAGAAAUUGAAGCAAAUGAAGAAAAUCAAAAGAAACAAUCUGAAAAGAAUCCGAAAAAAGUAUUAUCUAAAGUAAUUAAAGAAACGAUUAAGACAAGCAAGGAAAUUAUUUACGACAAUAAUGAGAAAGAAAAGCAAUCUAUCGAUAGUGAAGACAAACCGAAAGUAACUCUGUUGUCGAAAAUGAUGUCAACUAUUUUACAAUUACUGUCAGAUGGUGCUGAUCCGAAGUCUGUUCGUUGUCCCCACUCAGCAUUAUUUAUGGCAGUAAUCUCAAAUUGUCCUACUUUAGUACGACAUUUAGUAUAUAGUGGUGCAAAUGUCCAUGAAAGUUACCCACAAUUUUUCGACUAUUCCUGUUUAGACGUGAUCGUGUCUCGUCCUUUCACCCAAGCUAAUCUUGAAAUUGUCAAAGCUCUAUUAGAAAAUGAUGCAGACGUAAGUCACAGACUUCUUUACAAACAAGAAACAAAAGAUGCAACAAAUCCUUACAUAUCGAUACCAGGUCCUACGCUAUUACAUAUUGCGUUAGGGAAAAAAAUUGAAAACUGUAAUGAAGAAAAUAUACGCUGUCAAUUGGUAGGAUUGUUACUUGAACAUAAUUGCAAUCCAGCUGAAUUGUUCAAAGGUCGAUCGGCAAUUGAUAUAGCAAUGAACAAAAGCAUGGAACUCUUUAAUAUUUUUAUUGAAAAUCGAAAAACAGAUCUCAACGCAAUUAUAAAUGACUCGAAUCAAAGUAUUUUAGUCAAGUUUUUUAGUAUUUCUUACUUCAGAAGCUAUGCAGUCGCGGAGCGAUUAUCAACGUUAACAAAUUUGCUACUUUUUGGUGCUGAUCCAUUAAUUAAAUGUCAAAACGGUGAAGAAUCGUACCAGAAUAUAUUCGUUUUUACGAAACAAACAUUAAAUGAAAUGGAUAAUACUAAUUAUAAACCGACAAAUCAACCGAAGCAGCAUGAUUUAAAAGGUAAGAAGUCACAUAAACCGAAAAAAGAUGAGAAAUUAUCAAAUAAGUCAAUGGGAAAAAUGACAGCCGAUGAAGUAGAAGAUUACAAGCAGGCGAUAGAUCUUAUGACUGACUGCGCGAGACUUAUUCAUAUAAGAUGGCUGCAAACAAAAUUACUAAAAAAAUUGGUGGAAGUUAUUUAUAAAUAUAGACAUCGCAAUUGGAAUAUUAUAAUAAAAGAUUUGCAUAGUGACGUCUAUGGUAUGUGGCUAACUCCUUUGCGAUGCCUUGAAAUAUUGGACGUCUUAUCCAUUUCUAAAAAGAAGUUGUACAAUGACAAAGGAGUAUUGAGACAUUUACUCUGUAUAGUCAUAUUUAUGUCCUGGAAGAAUUAUGGACAGAAGAAUAUAAGUAAACAGUCAGCUCAAAUUCUUACGAGUUCUUUAAAAAAUAUGAUAGAAAAUGAUGUUACUCGUAUUUUAAGACAUAAUUUUAGAAGAAAACAGACGUCUGAAUUCGAUAUCAAGUCAUUUAAUUUUUCUUACAUAAAGCCAGAGCUAGUUACUGAUGGUAAAAAGUUUAAUGUUUGUUUCGAGUGUAUCCAACCAUUAAGUGAAAACAAGACUGUAUGUGACUAG
Molecule: messenger RNA, 3132 nt
Organism: Melitaea cinxia (Glanville fritillary)
Lineage: Eukaryota; Metazoa; Arthropoda; Insecta; Lepidoptera; Nymphalidae
Product: ankyrin repeat and MYND domain-containing protein 1-like
Exons: 16
Coding region: 1-3132 (1043 amino acids)
Molecular function (GO): protein binding
Source: RefSeq, a predicted model, not a curated record